AUGGAUAAAGUCGAGUCGCUGAGGAAGGUAUCCUCCCAGCGGCUUCCGCCCCCGGCACUCUUUCAAGGACCUCCUUCCCACAAUGCAUCCAAUCUCUCUCUCUCCCCCCCUGGGCCGCCCGUCCCCUCGUCCAGCGGGACGCAGGCGCCUCCGCUCCAGCAGCAUCGCGCUCCCCGACAGAGAACCUCGCUGGAAGCCCCAGGCUCCCUAUCACCGUUCCUGUCGCGGACCCAAUCGAAGGGCGAGGUCGACCGCUCCGAUGCGAUCUGGCAGGAGAUGCAGAACGCCCUGUCCGAAGUGGAGCUGAGCGCUGUGACGAGCGAGCACGUAUUCGGCGAAAAGCACGCCGAGGCGCGCGAGGACCUGCGCAUGAAACAGCUCAAGCUCGCGUAUGCGUGGGCGCGGAGCGAAGCAGACGAUGAGGUGGUGGAUCCGGCGGGGAAAAACGCCGCCGCCGCCCAGCAAAGGAAUAACUCGCGUGCGACGGGGACUACGGCGGAACCUGCUGUCGCGGAUGACGCCUCGAAGAGCUUGGAUGAGGAAACAGAGAAAGAUAUUUUGCUUGCGCGCGAACGCCGCGAGGCGAAUGACCGGUAUUUCGAUCGUGUUAAUAAUGGGGUGUUGGAUGUCGUCGCCAAACUGGAGGAAGUGGCGCAGGCGAUGCGUGCGGUCGAGAGAGAAAGCAGGGAUAUCUGGAGCGAUAGCGACAGUAUGAGCAGCACGACUCAGACAUCCAUGAGCGCCAGUUGA
This is a messenger RNA of Aspergillus terreus NIH2624, 750 nucleotides long. RefSeq names its product DUF5315 domain-containing protein. The transcript has a single exon. NCBI's taxonomy places the organism in Eukaryota, Fungi, Ascomycota, Eurotiomycetes, Eurotiales, Aspergillaceae. Bases 1 to 750 code for a protein of 249 amino acids. The record is from RefSeq and is a predicted model, not a curated record.